Anolis sagrei ordinatus is the source of this 4647-nucleotide messenger RNA. It is a transcript of the gene EML1, whose product is annotated as EMAP like 1. Lineage: Eukaryota; Metazoa; Chordata; Lepidosauria; Squamata; Anolidae. Gene Ontology annotation, cellular component: mitotic spindle. Gene Ontology annotation, molecular function: microtubule binding. The record is from RefSeq and is a predicted model, not a curated record. Gene Ontology annotation, biological process: microtubule cytoskeleton organization.
CAAGCCCAGGCGGGCAGGCAGCAAGCAAGCAAGCCAGCCCCAGCCUCCUCCUCCUCCUCCUCCUCAGCUUGGAGUUGUGUGUGAGUGUGUCUUGUGUGAGCGCGUCUGCCUGUGUGGGUGAGAGGAGUGAGUGAGCGAGCCGGGAGAGGAGCUGGAGGGAGGAGAAGGGAGAAAGGACCGGGAAGAAAGGCCUCAGAGACACAGGGAGGGAGGCCUGGCGUGACUGCACUGUGGGUUGGUGUGGCUGCUGCGUUACUACCUCAGGAGGAGGAGGAGGAGGAGGAAAAGCAGCUGGCCCCAGGAUGAUGGAGGACGGAUUCUCCAGCUACAGCAGCCUCUAUGACACCUCCUCGCUCCUCCAGUUCUGCAACGAUGACAGUGCCUCUGCCGCAAGCAGCAUGGAGGUGACGGAUCGCAUUGCUUCGCUGGAGCAACGUGUUCAGAUGCAGGAAGAUGACAUCCAGCUGCUCAAGUCAGCUCUGGCAGAUGUAGUUAGGCGCUUGAAUAUUACAGAGGAGCAACAGGCCAUGCAGAACAAGAAAGGACCUACCAAAGCAAGACCCCUAGUACAAACACUGCCUUUAAAGACUACUGUUAAUAAUGGAACUGUUUUACCAAAGAAACCCAGUGGCUCCCUACCUUCGCCAUCAGGAACAAGGAAAGAAAUUGUAUCACCAGCAGCAAAAAGGUCUGUGAAUCUUCUCAAUGCAUGCAAACUGAAAAAAACUCCUUUAAGCACUGUCAAAAGAACCAACUCAACUGAACGAGUGUCUCCUGGAGGUCGAAGAGAAAGCUAUGGAGAUUCCAAAGGCACCCGCAAUCGAGCUGGAUCCACAAGCAGUUCAUCAAGUGGUAAAAAGAACAGUGAAAGCAAGCCUAAGGAACCUAUGUUCAGUGCAGGGAAGCGCCGUGUGACACAUUGCAAAGAGGAAGGAUAUGUUAAAAUGUUUCUGCGCGGACGUCCUGUUACCAUGUACAUGCCCAAAGACCAAGUGGAAUCUUACAAUCUGGAAGCAAAAGCAGAACUACCUACCAAGAGGCUUAAAUUGGAAUGGGUAUAUGGCUAUAGGGGUCGUGACUGUCGCAGUAAUCUGUACCUCCUACCAACGGGUGAAACUGUAUAUUUCAUUGCAUCUGUUGUUGUAUUGUACAAUGUUGAAGAGCAACUUCAAAGGCAUUAUACUGGUCAUAAUGAUGACGUGAAGUGCCUAGCAGUCCAUCCUGACAGGAUCACCAUAGCAACUGGCCAGGUUGCAGGAACAUCUAAGGAUGGAAAACAACUGCUGCCCCAUGUCCGCAUUUGGGACUCUGUUACCUUGAAUACACUACAUGUCAUUGGGAUGGGGUUCUUUGACCGGGCUGUCACUUGCAUUGCAUUUUCCAAAUCAAAUGGAGGGAGUAACCUUUGUUCAGUGGAUGAUUCCAAUGACCAUGUGCUUUCAGUUUGGGAUUGGCAGAGAGAAGAAAAGCUUGCAGAUGUCAAGUGCUCUAAUGAAGCUGUAUUUGCUGCCGAUUUUCAUCCUACAGAUACAAAUAUAAUAGUUACAUGUGGAAAAUCACAUCUUUAUUUUUGGACACUUGAAGGAAAUUCUCUCAUUAAAAAGCAAGGAUUAUUUGAGAAACAAGAAAAGCCAAAGUUUGUGUUGUGUGUGACAUUUUCUGAAAAUGGUGACACAAUAACAGGAGACUCAAGUGGAAAUAUCUUAGUAUGGGGAAAAGGCACCAAUAGAAUAAGUUCUGCAAUUCAAGGGGCCCAUGAAGGUGGCAUUUUUGCACUAUGCAUGCUGCGAGAUGGCACACUUGUGUCAGGAGGCGGAAAAGACAGAAAGUUAAUAUCUUGGAAUGGGAACUACCAAAAACUUCACAAAACUGAGAUUCCGGAACAGUUUGGGCCAAUAAGAACAAUAGCAGAAGGAAAAGGUGACGUUGUAUUGAUAGGCACGACUCGAAACUUUGUUCUACAAGGCUCCCUUUCAGGGGACUUUUCUCCUAUUACCCAGGGUCAUACUGAUGAGCUUUGGGGACUAGCAGCUCAUCCCUCCAAACCUCAAUUUUUCACUUGUGGACAAGACAAACACAUUACGCUUUGGGAUGCCAUCACCCAUCGUCCAAUCUGGAACAAAAUUAUAGAGGAUCCUGCACAAUCUUCUGGUUUUCAUCCAUCAGGAUCUACCGUUGCAGUAGGAACGUUAACUGGAAGGUGGUUUGUGUUUGACACUGAAACAAAAGAUUUGGUCACUGUACACACAGAUGGAAAUGAACAGCUGUCCACAAUGCGUUACUCACCAGAUGGCAACUUCUUGGCAAUAGGUUCUCAUGACAAUUGUAUUUACAUAUAUAGUGUUAAUGACAAUGGGAAGAAAUACAGUAGAAUCGGCAAAUGCUCAGGUCAUUCCAGCUUCAUUACUCACUUGGACUGGUCUGCAAAUUCUCAGUACCUUGUGUCUAAUUCAGGGGACUAUGAAAUCCUAUACUGGAUUCCAUCAGCUUGUAAGCAAGUAGUAAGUGUUGAAACCACUAGAGAUAUAGAAUGGGUUACUUACACGUGUACUUUAGGAUUCCAUGUUUUUGGUGUGUGGCCAGAAGGUUCAGAUGGCACAGAUAUUAAUGCCGUUUGUCGCUCACAUGAAAAUAAAUUGUUAUCAACUGGUGAUGACUUUGGCAAAGUGCAUCUCUUCUCUUAUCCAUGCUCACAGUUUAGGGCUCCAAGUCAUGUGUACGGCGGGCACAGCAGUCAUGUAACCAAUGUAGAUUUUCUAUAUGAAGAUACUCAUCUCAUCUCCACAGGGGGAAAAGAUACCAGCAUUAUGCAGUGGCGGGUCAUUUAGUGGAAACCUUGUAUGAAUAUGUGUAUAACCAAGAGCUGGCUGUGCAGGAAAGUUCUGUAUAAACUGUAUAUUUAAGAUUUAACAGUAUGGUUGCCGUUUAGCCUAGUCACUGUGAUUUUUACGUUUUGAAAUCCUUACAAACCUCAGGAAAGCAAAGUAUUUGGCUGGUUGCCGUACUUAUUUCAGUAAUUUGUUAAGCAUCGCUUCAAAACAACAACAGCAAACAAUACUUUAUCUCUCUCUCUCUCUCUUCGUUGUACAACAAAUGAAGCAGUAUACAUUUAAAAUUGAUGUUUAUGCAAAACAUGAACAGGACUUUUCUAUUAAAAUAGUCACAAACAUGCUUAUCUUAAUACUAUGGUUACGUGCUUCACAGUGUCAUUAUUUACACUUCGUACUGUCUAGCUGCAUAGUUACAAUAUCUAUGGUCACAAAAGUGAUGCUACUCCUAUUUCUGAUGAAGAAUGGAUACAGAAAGCUUAAGUAAAAAUGAACAAUAUCAAGAGAACGAGCCAUUAAGCAUUAUGGUUUUGCAAUAUAUAUUUUGAUGGUGCUUCCGUAUGUUUGCCAUGUUGAAACAAAAUAGUAGUCCUUUCAUCCUGUCAUGAAAAACAUGUUUAAAUAAGGAAAUGUGAAUAUUAGAAUAUUUGACACCUUUUUCUUUUUUCUUUUUCUGGCAUAGCAACCAUUAAACAGAGGACUAUAAUCCAACAAAAUUUAGUUGCAACUGAAUUUCUGUAGGAAAAACUCCAAAUGCUGUUCUGUUGCAACUAACUUAAGUCUUCGUGAUUUUGGAGAGGUGAACAUUUGCUGUAUUGUGUCCAGAUUUUUCUUCUAUUUCAAAUGAAACAGGUUCAACCCCAGUUUUAACUUGAACGUCUCAGCAGGGAUUACAGAUUCAGGUAACCUGGUUCAAAGUUAUUAUUUUUUUCAACAUAUAAAUCAUCAGGCUAUUUUAUUUUUCAAAAAGUAAUGCAUCAACUUGACCACAUCUCAGUUGAGAGAAUACACCAAUCUGUAUGUUGAUCAUCAUAACUAUUACUACUUUACAUAUGUGUAUAAUUAUUUUUAGCAAUUCAUAAGAAAUAGUAAGGCAUUCUAAGCUUUACUUGUCUAUUGCUUAUGGAUAUUGUAUAUUCGUAUUUUAAGGCCAAGUAGACUGUGUAUAAAGAGAACGUUCUAAGUGUACCACCAAUCUGUCGAAGAAAUGGGGAGAUGAACACACACGAACCAUUCGCAGAAACUGUUUGAUUGCACAAGCAACUCCUAUGUCCUUUGAAUUGUUUUAAGGGAAUCUGUAAAACAGACUGUAAGGAAGAGUUGCCCCAGGAUCCUUGCAAAGGACCCCUGUUCUUGAAUCGUGUGAUGGAGUCAUGUCAGUGAGCAAAAUGUCUGAGUUUGCCCUGAAAUGUCAAUUAAUAAUGCCCACUCUACCUGCUGUGUAUUUUGCAUGGACUGAUAUUUAUAGUACAAAAUCAGAUUGUGUUUCCCAGCAAAGUAAAAAGCGAAGGUGGGAUAAAGUAGUUCAGAGAAGGCCUUAUCAAUUCUGAUUGUGAUAUGAACUGAAAAUUAUUGUUUACAUUUGGGAAUGUAUCUAAAGAUUUUAAACAAGCAGGCUCUGAAAAAUGAAACAGUAAAGGAUGCUUUUUUUUAAAACAGUGAAUAAGCAACAUGUGAAUUAAUUAACUGAACUCUGAAGCACGGGCUGUUUAGAGUUAUUUCAGUGAAGAUGAAAUAAAUUUUGAAGCUUUUUUAUUACAUCUCCAACUUGCUGCACUGAAUGUGCAGGCCAUCAAUAAACAUAAUGUAUUAAAGUGAA